GGGGGAGGGGCGGGGCCCGGCCGGCCGAGGGGCGGGGCCUCGGGCCAGGGGGCGGGGCGCGCGGGAGGGGGCGCCGGGCUAACUGCGCGCGACUCCCGUCCCCGCCCUCGGUAAAUCUCUUUCCCUGAAAGCUCACUGGGCGCCGCCGGGAAGGUGGGUGUGGCGAGAGGACGUGACGGCAGCGGCAGCCAAUGAAAGCGAAGCAAGGACUCCCCUCCGCGAGGGUCAGCCAAUGAAAAGAUGAGUAAGUGUCUUCUGUGGACCACAAGGAAUCGUGCCCGUGAGAAGCCAGCAUGGAAAUGUCCCCGUGUCCCCUGCUGCGGGUGCACCACUGGAUGCCUGCGGACUGCGGAAGGGGCAGCCAGCACUGGUCAGAAGACAGAGGCUUGCGCCCACGUCAAGGGACCCGCAGCCGAAAACUUUCUAGUGAUGUGGGAUUUGUGAAGACUGCACGAAGUCUGCCAAGCUGCCCAGGAUUUAAAAAAAAAAAAAAAAAAAAGCUGGUUUAAAAUCUUCUCUGAGACCGGAGAGCAUGAUGGCCACAUCGCCACCACAGUGCCCGUUAGGCAGAAGACAGGGUGAUUGGCAGCAUGGAAUUUGAAGACAGAGGAUAAGACUCAGGAACAGUCCAAAGGAGGAGAUGCAUAGACAAGAUGUGGGGGGAACAUCUUGAAGACAGUUGCAUUGGGUCAGAUGUUGUCCUUGUGUAUAUGCGGGACGGCCAUUACCAGCCAGUACCUGGCAGAAAGAUACAGAGUGAACACGCCCAUGCUUCAGAGCUUUAUCAACUAUUGCCUGCUGCUUCUUUUUUAUACGGUGAUGCUGGCAUUCCAAUCAGGUAGUGAUAACCUUCUGCACAUCUUGAAGAGAAAAUGGUGGAAGUACGUCCUGCUUGGACUAGCGGACGUGGAAGCCAAUUACCUGAUUGUCAGAGCGUACCAGUAUACGACUCUAACCAGUGUCCAGCUUUUGGACUGCUUUGGGAUUCCUGUGUUGAUGGCGCUCUCGUGGUUUGUUCUCUAUGCAAGAUACAGAGUGAUCCACUUGAUUGCUGUAGCUGUCUGUCUGCUGGGCGUGGGGACGAUGGUCGGUGCCGACAUACUCGCAGGGAGAGAAGACAAUUCAGGUAGUGACGUGCUGAUUGGCGACAUCUUGGUCCUUCUCGGAGCUUCUCUCUAUGCUGUUUCUAACGUGUGUGAAGAGUAUAUCGUGAAGAGGCUGAGCAGGCAGGAGUUUUUAGGAAUGGUGGGCCUAUUCGGAACCAUCAUCAGCGGCAUACAGCUAUCGAUCGUUGAAUGUAAGGAUAUUGCCAGCAUUCAGUGGGACUGGAAAAUCGCCCUGCUGUUUGUGGCGUUUGCCCUCUGUAUGUUUUGCCUGUACAGCUUUAUGCCGCUGGUGAUUCAGGUCACUAGUGCCACUUCUGUGAACUUGGGCAUCCUGACAGCCGACCUCUACAGUCUUUUCUUUGGACUCUUUCUGUUUGGCUAUAAGCUGUGUGUUGAGGACCAUGCUGAGUAUUGGAUCCCAGAACUAAAGCCAGGUUCUGCUGUUCAGCUUGACAUCAACACUGACUUUGCCUCAUUGUCAUUGACUUUGAAGGCUUCCGCACUUUGCGGAGGGCUGUGGCUGUUCCAUUCCUUAGAGAGUUCUAAAGGCUCAAGGGGAAGAAGUAAUCGAGAGCCUUUAAAAAAUUCACGUGUGGAAACCAAUGGUGACUGGCAGAAGCCCACUGCUGGAGGUGAGCAGCAAUGCUCUUAACGCUCAUUUCACACCCCUGGUUAGUUCCUCCUUCCCCCUUUGGGAGUGUAUCUAGAUUCUUCUUUCUCCUCAUCUCCUUUCCCAACCUGUUGUGUUUUCUGAUUGUUUUUCUUUGUCACCCCCUCAUUAGAACUCUUUUUAGACAUUAGAACUCUUUGGGGUACACUAUGAAAUCUCGGCUACUUUAAAAAUAUUUAUUGGCUUGAACAAAUAGCACACCCCAUUCUUAACUUUAAAAUCAGGUUAGCAGGACCAGUCAUAAGUUGAGUUCGCUUGUUGCCAGGGAAAAAAAUGGUCCUAGGCACUUAAUUACACAUUAAUCGUGCUGCCUGGUUUCCCUAAGUUUUACUGCACCAUCCUUGGUCAGUCUUCAGCUUUUCUCUUUCUGUGUUUUAUCUUUGGUGCUGUUAAAAACAAGUGUUAAUUUCCUUAAUACUUGACGUUUUGUAUGGAUCCUCAACUCCAAUAAGAGCGAAUAUACAGAGUGCAUAUUUAUUUAAACUUUGGGGGUAUGUCAGGCCGUUUUUGGUAAGAAUACACGGUAAAUUAGUGUUGUGUCUUCACUGCAUUUUGCUCUGGGUAGUUGUUUUCCUAAACAGAGAGGGGCAGGUUGGAGAAAGCCACCAGGAACUCCAUGUCUCGGUGGUGUGUCUGUCAGAGCGGGUUCUUGCUGUAAUCAGUCCUUCUGGGAGCAGAGAGGGUAUGGGAUUCCUCCUGUAGGGGCUCCCUUCCCUGUGCAGGUGACAAGA
Messenger RNA from Lynx canadensis (Canada lynx), 2507 nucleotides. RefSeq names its product solute carrier family 35 member F2 (gene SLC35F2). The transcript has 11 exons. Gene Ontology annotation, molecular function: transmembrane transporter activity. The record is from RefSeq and is a predicted model, not a curated record. Lineage: Eukaryota; Metazoa; Chordata; Mammalia; Carnivora; Felidae. The coding region runs from base 694 to 1758 and encodes 354 amino acids. Gene Ontology annotation, cellular component: membrane. Gene Ontology annotation, biological process: transmembrane transport.